UGCAGAGACCCCACUGGCAUUGUUGGUGGUAGGCCUGGGUGGGGGCAGCCUCCCCCUGUUUGUCCACGAUCAUUUCCCGAAGUCCUGCAUUGAUGCUGUGGAGAUCGACCCCUCCAUGUUGGAAGUGGCCAGCCGGUGGUUUGGCUUCUCCCAGAGCGACCGGAUGAAGGUCCAUAUUGCAGAUUGGCUGGACUAUAUUACCAGCCUGGCAGGAAGAGAAGGAUGGCCCCACUACAAUGUCGUCAUGUUUGAUGUCGACAGUAAGGACCCAACACUGGGAAUGAGUUGUCCAUCACCAGCUUUUGUGGACCAGCCUUUCCUGCAGAAGGUCAAAAGCAUCUUGACUCCUGAAGGUGGUGAAUACUUACUCUGCUGGGAAAGAGAAGAGUACUUCUUGAGUAAAAAGUAUGCCUCCCAAGUUCAAGCGCCACCUAAAUGAUGAUGAUGUCACUGGUUCUGUGAAAAGUGAAAGGAGAAAUCUUUUGGAAGAUGAUUCAGACGAAGAAGAAGACUUUUUUCUAAGGGGACCAUCUGGACCAAGAUUUGGACCUAGAAAUGAUAAAAUUAAGCAUGUUCAGAAUCAGGUGGAUGAAGUUAUUGAUGUCAUGCAAGAAAAUAUUACAAAGGUAAUUGAAAGAGGGGAGAGACUAGAUGAACUACAGGACAAAUCAGAAAGCUUAUCGGAUAAUGCAACUGCUUUUAGCAACAGAUCCAAACAACUUCGAAGGCAAAUGUGGUGGCGUGGAUGCAAAAUAAAAGCCAUCAUGGCUUUGGUUGCUGUUAUCCUUUUGCUAGUGAUUAUCAUUCUUACAGUCUUGAAAUACCGUGCUUGAUUUGGUGACAGAGAUCUUCAUUACACAAAAUCUGGGACAACAAUAAUAAAAGAUUGCUGCAUAAUUUAAAUGAAACUUAUGUAUAUAACUUUCAAAACUUCUUUUUCAAGAAACUAAGAGGCAAAUAUCACUUCAAAUUGGAGCAUUGAGAAUGUCCAGUUAUCUUCUUCCCUUCUAACAAAAUGUGUUUUUAAAAAUUAUGUUUAAGGCAAAGAUAACCAGCCUCUAUUUUGCCAUAUUCCAAGGAUCUAAUUUGAAACUAGAUACUUGCCAGUUCAUUGUUUGUACAUGUAAUUAAACAGUGAUCACAAUAUUUCAUACUGUUAUUAUAAGGACUUGCAUUAUUGCAUCGACAUGGGGGUCAAACUGGGAGUCCAGAAGCCUAUGUAGAGUACCAAAACAUUAUGCUAAAAACAUGCAUAGCCAUUCCAUCAAUAUUUGCAAGAUUCUUCUCACAUUACAAUUGCUUUGCAAGCAAUUUCCACAUGUUUAUGGGUGAUACAAAAGCUAAAUGUUGUAAAUUUUGCUGCCUUCAGCUAUAACUAAAACAUUCCAGUAAACCUAUUUUUGACUGUAAAAGGGAAUGUGUAGUAAUUUUUUGGCAUAUAGAUUAUGUCAAUGGAAAAUUUAAACAAUACAAAAGGCAUAGUAUGGUACCAUAAAACUGGAGAUAAUAAAAUUAUUGGAGAACAUCAUUGAAGUGUUUGAAAAUGAACAGCAUGGUCCAUUCUGUUUCCAGUUAGCCUCCAAUAAGGAGGGGCCAGACCUAAUGUGAGUAAAUGAAAUCCACAAGUAACUUAUUCUCUGAUUUCAUUGAUAGCUUCCCUCUUUAACUUCCAACUAGUCCCUCUGCCAGGAGUGCUCAAAGUAGCAAAAUCAUCUGCUUAGCAUUUGCUACUUUUGCAUUCCCUGAUUAUCCCCCGAGAGAUGCAUGUUGUACAAUCAAGUGUCAACUUAGCCAACAGUGAUGAGUAUAGAAAGUCAGGAGAUAGUCCUGCAUCAGUCAGUAACCAAAUAGCUAGAGUCACCAUUAAUCUAAGUCUGUUUUUACAGUAAUAAAAUGUAUUGUUAACGUUAAAA
Molecule: messenger RNA, 1913 nt
Organism: Leptonychotes weddellii (Weddell seal)
Lineage: Eukaryota; Metazoa; Chordata; Mammalia; Carnivora; Phocidae
Source: RefSeq, a predicted model, not a curated record